Molecule: messenger RNA, 996 nt
Organism: Diuraphis noxia (Russian wheat aphid)
Lineage: Eukaryota; Metazoa; Arthropoda; Insecta; Hemiptera; Aphididae
Product: soluble calcium-activated nucleotidase 1-like
Biological process (GO): proteoglycan biosynthetic process
Molecular function (GO): GDP phosphatase activity; UDP phosphatase activity; calcium ion binding
Source: RefSeq, a predicted model, not a curated record
CUCUUUUCACACCCCGUAAAAACCUUUAAAAUACUAUUUGUUAAUUUAAUCCGUAGUAUUGUAUAUCGGGCCAUUGAGUUGAAAAUGUUUUAUGAACUGGAUUUACUAGUUUGGGGUUUUCAUAACGAGUGGACAUAUUAUGAACAUCAUCCGGAAAUUGUAGGAACACAAACAGCAAGUUCCAUUCAUUUGACCAGUUUCGUGAUUUUGGCAGCAAUAGCCACCGUGUUUGGUGUCCCAGUAAACUCAGAUUGCAAUUGCAAUUUGAUAACAGAUAAAAGAUACCCACUGACCGAGCCAAUAGUCAAGUACCGCAUAGGUAUCGUCAGCGACUUGGACGAAAAAUCGAAGAGCUCAAUAGAAUCUUCUACAUGGAUCAGUUAUUUCAAAAAGGGCUACUUGACUUACAAACCAGACACCAAAGAAGUAUUCAUUGAAUGGGAUAAUUCCCCGAUUCCUGAUCUGCUCAAAUCGCACGAUUCAGUGAACGACCGAGGCGCAGAGCUAUCAGAGUUGGUUACCUAUGAUGCAAAGCUAAUAACAGUAGACGACAAAACUGGAUGGGUUUAUUUGAUCGAAAAAAACAAUAAUUUGACAAAUUGGGUGAAGCUUAAUAACGGCGAUGGCAACACCAAUAAAGAAAUGAAGAACGAAUGGGCCACCGUCAAGGACUCGAAACUCUACGUGGGUUCACAUGGCAGGGAAUUAGUUAACGGUCAGGACAUUGAUUAUUCGUAUAUGUGGGUGAAGACCAUCGACAAGUUAGGCAAUGUGGAGCACCUGAACUGGAAGGAUAACUUCAUCAAAAUUCGGAAAGCCGUAAAUAUAGAAUACCCGGGAUACAUGGCUCACGAGGCGGUCGAAUGGAGUGAUAUUCAUAAACGAUGGUUCUUUUUGCCGAGAAAAAUAUCGGAGGAACAAUUCGAUGAUUCGGCCGACGAACAAAAGGGCACGAAUGUACUGUUAUCAGCCACAUCGGAUUUCGAAGAUAUUAAG